GCUCUCACUCUCGUUUCCCAGGGAAAAGGAAGAGAUGGCAUCGUCACGGUCUCUUCUCCUCGCCCUAGCAGUCACAGCUCUCCUUUUCUUCCAUGGCGUGUCCGCGAAAGGCGGCGCCGACCCCGACCUCGAGGAAGACCUGAGCUUCCUCGAGGAAGACGAAGAUGACGUCGGUGGUCACGGCUUCCCCGAAUCCGAUGAGGCCUUCCCGGAAUAUACCGGAGACGAGGCCGACGAUGAUGAGGGGCUGGACCACGCGGGCUUCGCCGACUCGGACCAUGAUGGCCUGCCGGCGGUCGACGAGACGGACGUAGUGGUGCUUACGGAUGCCAAUUUCAGCGACUUCGUGGGGAAGCGCCGGCACGUGAUGGUGGAGUUCUACGCGCCGUGGUGCGGCCACUGCCAGGCCCUGGCGCCGGAGUAUGCGGCCGCAGCGACGGCGCUCCGUGGGGAGGACGUGGCGCUUGCCAAGGUGGACGCCACUGAGGAGAACGAGCUGGCCCAGAAGUACGAGGUUCAGGGCUUCCCCACCGUACUCUUCUUCGUCGAUGGCGUCCACAAGGACUAUCCCGGCCAGCGGACCAAAGAUGCUAUUGUAACCUGGAUCAAGAAGAAGAUUGGGCCUGGAAUCCAGAACAUAACAACGGUUGAAGAGGCAGAGAAUAUUCUGACUGCUGAGAAUAAAGUUGUUUUGGGCUUUCUCAACUCACUGACGGGUGCGGAUAGUCAGGAGCUUGCUGCUGCUUCCAAACUUGAAGAUGAUGUGAACUUUUACCAAACUGUUAGCCCUGCAGUUGCAAAGCUUUUUCAUAUCAAUCCCGAAGCUAAACGUCCUUCUUUGGUGUUGCUGAAGAAGGAGGCAGAAAAGCUGUCCUACUUUGAUGGUCAGUUUACUAAGACAGCUAUUGUUGAUUUUAUUUUUGCGAACAAGCUUCCUCUGGUUAACACAUUUACCAGAGAAACUGCUCCACUUAUUUUUGAUAAUCCAAUUAAAAAACAGAUUUUGCUUUUUGCUGUGUCAAAUGACACUGAGAAAGUCAUGCCAGCCUUCCAAGAGGCAGCAAAACUGUUCAAGGGAAAGCUCAUCUUUGUAUAUGUGGAGAGGGAUAAUGAGGAUGUUGGUAAACCAGUUUCGGAUUACUUUGGAGUGACUGAACAUGGUCCAAAAGUUUUGGCAUAUACAGGAAAUGAAGAUGCUAAGAAAUACAUACUUGAUGGUGAAGUGACACUUGACAGUGUUGAGAAAUUUGCCGAGGGUUUCUUGGAAGAUAAGCUGAAGCCCUUCUAUAAAUCAGACCCGAUACCGGAAACUAACGAUGGGGAUGUGAAAAUUGUUGUUGGAAACAAUUUUGAUGAGAUAGUCUUGGAUGAAUCCAAGGAUGUUCUUCUUGAGAUCUAUGCACCAUGGUGUGGGCAUUGCCAAGCACUGGAGCCAACUUACAACAAGCUUGCCAAACAUCUACGUGGGAUUGAGUCUCUAGUCAUAGCGAAAAUGGAUGGAACCUCGAAUGAACACCCUCGGGCCAAGGUUGAUGGUUUUCCUACACUGCUCUUCUUUCCGGCGGGGAACAAGAGUUUUGAUCCGGUCACUGUUGAUACAGACCGAACAGUGGUGGCAUUCUACAAAUUCAUCAAAAAGCACGCUGCGAUCCCUUUCAAGCUCCAGAGACCAGCCUCAGCAGCAAAAACUGACAGUGCUACUGAUGGAUCUGCUCCUGUGGGGGAGAAGAGCGCCAGCACAGGUGUGAAAGACGAAUUGUAGAACCAUGCAUAUGUUUAAACCUUUUGUUCUAAUCCAGCAAAUUGGUAGAGCUUAUAAUCCAUUUCAGGAUAGGCAUCUCAGAAGCAACGUAGUGCCUGGCCUUUUGUUGGCAUAGGUUUUUCGUUAGAUGUCCCGAGCAUAAGAUACCCGUGUAAGAUUAGAGUGCAUCUCAUAAGAAUAAAAGUCCUACCUUGAACCAAUGGCUGACCCGGUGCAACUUGUUCCAUUUCAUGUUGUUUGUUAAACUAGCUAAAACUUGUUUUAAUCAGUCCAGUGUUUGCCAUCCACUCUGUGUGGCUAGAA
This is a messenger RNA of Elaeis guineensis (African oil palm), 2065 nucleotides long. RefSeq names its product protein disulfide isomerase-like 1-4. Gene Ontology annotation, cellular component: endoplasmic reticulum. Gene Ontology annotation, molecular function: protein disulfide isomerase activity. Lineage: Eukaryota; Viridiplantae; Streptophyta; Magnoliopsida; Arecales; Arecaceae. Gene Ontology annotation, biological process: response to endoplasmic reticulum stress; protein folding. The record is from RefSeq and is a predicted model, not a curated record.